AAUCAGCAACCUGCUGAAGCAUAGCAUCUCGAUAGCUGCUACCUAUUUUGUAGUGAUCGUCACCAAUUCACGAAUCAAUUUUUGAUAGUACCUUCUCGAACUGUAAUUAAGCUUCUAGUGCAAGAACCUUCAACUUUUACCCUAGUCCGUAAAGAAUAAGAUUUACGAACAUCUCUAAUUAUUACAUCCAUUUAGCGACGUCUUGUCUCAAAUCAAAUCACGAUGAGCUCCGGUAGAGCCCUGCGAGGGAGCUGCCACUGCGGCAGAAAUCAGUACAUAGUCCAGAUUCCUAACGGAGCAUUCGGAGAUGCUCAAAUACUCUUCGAUUCAACCGUUGGCCACAGAAUCUCCUCCGCAACACCCCUUUCCGCAUUCUUAAGAAUUCCGCUCCUUUGGUACCAUAGCCAAGUAUUUCCAUUCUUUCCCGACGAAUCCCGUACUACUAUUCGGCGUACCUAUUCCCAUCCCGCCGAACGAAACACCAUUCGACACUUCUGCGGAUUCUGUGGUACACCCUUAUCGUAUUGGUCCGAAGAACCUAAGAGCGAGGCCGAAUUCAUUCAAUUAACACUUGGUAGCCUCUUAACCGAGGACCUUAACGAUCUAGAAGAGCUGGGUCUGAUUCCGGACGAAUCGGAACAGGAUCCCAUGGACAUUGUCCCCGUUCAAGCAUCCAGCCGAGAGUCACGACUGAUCGGACGAGAUACAACCUGCAUCCCAUGGUUCGAGAACAUGAUCCUAGGUAGUCGCUUAGGCAAUAUACAUACUACAAAAGCUGUCGGUGAGAGCCGCGACGGUAGAGUUCGAGUCGAGUACGAAAUCACCGAAUGGGCAGAAGAUGACGCGGCAGGGGAUGAAGAGGCAAAGGUAUCAGAACCGACCGCGACGGGCAAGAGAAAACGCGGAGAGGCUGAUGAGGGAGACGGUAACAACACUGCCCAUGGUACCACCUAAAAGACUUAAACAAU
Messenger RNA from Hypoxylon trugodes, 968 nucleotides. RefSeq lists its product as uncharacterized. The record is from RefSeq and is a predicted model, not a curated record. Bases 223 to 954 code for a protein of 243 amino acids. The transcript has 3 exons. NCBI's taxonomy places the organism in Eukaryota, Fungi, Ascomycota, Sordariomycetes, Xylariales, Hypoxylaceae.